CGCUCCAUUUUAUUUCGUCUCCAUCGCUGCGCGUCACACUGGCGUUUUUGAUCUCGCGAGAUUUCGAAGCUUCGAGCGCAAGAAGAGAGCAGAGGUAGAGCGAGGUUGGUUGCUGGGCUGUGGAGGCUUACUCGCAGGGAAAGCAGCCUCCGGCGUGGAGAUGGCGCCCGGGAUGGGGCGAGGAGGAGGAGGAGUGGAGGAUAGGGAGGUGGUGAACGUGGAGGAUCAAGGGGAAACGGGUCAGGAGGCGCUGCGCGCGCUGCCGAUGAUGCCCGUGAGGGUUCUGCUCGCCGAGGGCGACGACUCCACGCGCCACGUCAUCUCCGCGCUCCUCCGCAAGUGCGGCUACCACGUUGCUGCAGCUUCUGAUGGCGUCAAGGCCUGGGAAAUACUAAAGGAAAAAUCUUUCAAUAUAGACCUUGUUCUAACUGAAGUUGAACUUCCUGCGAUGUCUGGGUUCCUCCUACUCUCCACAAUAAUGGAACAUGAAGCGUGCAAAAAUAUCCCUGUCAUAAUGAUGUCUUCAAAUGAUGCAGUUAGCAUGGUUUUCAAAUGCAUGCUGAAGGGCGCAGCAGAUUUCCUUGUUAAGCCGAUACGAAAAAAUGAGUUACGGAACUUGUGGCAGCACGUUUGGAGAAAACAGCUAUCAAACGGUGGGCUUGUGCAACAUACACAACAAGAAGAUAAACUUACAGAAUGGCAAGGACAGAAGACUGGAGUGACAAAAGCUGAACAUUUGAUUGAAAAUGUAGCCCACAAAAGAAAGGAAUGCAGUGAACAAGAAAGUGAUGCUCAAAGUUCUUGCACAAGGUCAGAAGUCGAGGCUGAGAGUAAGCACACGAACAAUUUCUUGGAGUUUAAGCAGAUAACAGGAAAAUAUUUAUCUAGUGACCUCAAAAGCACUGAGGACAAUGGACAGACCAAAACUCAAACAAUUAGAGAUGAUAACCUGAUUCCAAGGAGAGAAAGGGAUUUAUCACCGAGGAAACAGCCAUGUUUGAAAGAUAAUGACUGUCAAAAAGCUACCAGAGAGAUUGAGGUAGUCCAUAUUAUUGAUGAUGAACAGAAAUCUAAUGCACAGACAGAUGUGGAUGUUAUGAGAACAACUUUUCAUGGAAACUGUGAUAAGGGGUUCUCCAUCCCAGCACAUCAGUUAGAGCUUUCUCUCAGAAGAUCUGACUACAGCAAAUUAGAUGACCAGGAGAAAAAUGAUAAAAGAACUCUGAACCACUCAACUUCAUCUGCAUUUUCCUUGUACAACUGCAGGACUGCAUCCUCUUGUGGUAAUGCUGGUGAUGCUCACCUAUGUAGCACCUCAGCAACACAUGUGGAUCUGGAAAUGAAAACUGGAGAUUCAGUGGCUCCCUCUCAAGACAAGACAGACGCAAUUUGCCCUCCUAUCAGAGUUGUACCAUUUCCUGUUCCUGUUGCAGGCCUCACAUUUAACGGACAGCCAUUCUGGAGCGGUGCACCCGUCGCUCCCCUUCUCUAUCCACAGUCCGGUCCUCCCAUUUGGAACAGCAAAACAUCCACGUCGAAACAAGCGGCCGCACAAGCAAUUUUGUCACAGCAGAAGUGGCAACAGAGCAAUGCAACAGUAAUGGAUUCUGACCAGGCUGAAAUCACACAGGGACAAGAAGUUUUACCUGCACCAAAUGCAAACGAAAAACAUCUGCACGUUGAAAUUCCUUCAGACGACCCGCAGCAUGUUUCUCCCAUGACCGGUGACAGCGGAAGCAGUACUGUGCUGAACAACUCCGGGAAUGCUCCCAGUGGCAGUGGCUGCGACAGCUCUUCCAACCGGAUCGUGGCCCCUUUAGAUCCAUGCAAUUCAUUCAAUGGUGUUCCUGAAAAUCCAAGCAUGGAUGGUACACAUCACCUGAGCCAACGGGAGGUCGCGCUGAACAAGUUUCGGCUAAAGAGGAAAGAAAGGUGCUUUGAGAAGAAGGUGCGGUACCAGAGCAGAAAAUUACUUGCAGAGCAGCGGCCCCGGGUGAAGGGCCAGUUUGUUCGACAAGAACCUAGCAUACAAGGAAGCUAGGUGUCGCCGCACCUGACACGGUCGCUGUGUUUCGCCCUACUAGGAGCUGGUGUUUACAUUCUUACAUUGUUGCCCAGGUGCGGUACCAGAGCAGAAAAUUACUUGCAGAGCAGCGGCCCCGGGUGAAGGGCCAGUUUGUUCGACAAGAACCUAGCAUACAAGGAAGCUAGGUGUCGCCGCACCUGACACGGUCGCUGUGUUUCGCCUGCGGGUAUUCUGGUCAUCACUGUCAGAUAUUCUUUGAUGACUGGAGAUAAUCACACCAAGGCAACAACCUUUCUUUCGGUUGCCACUGUAUGCAGCUUAUAUCUACAUAUAUAAGCUGACUUCUAGAUUAGGCCCUGGACCUCGUACAUAGUAGAAUUUGUCAGUAGGCAUAUUAGGGAACACAUCGGCUUGUUCUGUUCUAGAUCAAGAUAAGAUAUCUGUAUCCGUAACAGGUUUGUAGCUAGCCAGCUUGGUUUGUGUUUGCCAUAGACGUACACACCGUCUAUGUGGAUGUCCAAAGACAUGUUUCUGUUGGCACUCUGACAAUGGACAUCCCUUGUCGUUGUAGGUUGUGUUGAACGUCUCAGUAUAGAGGCGUCCUGUAUUCCUGUUCAAUUUGACUGAAAUUCAAAUUCUUGCAUCAUUUCUUC
Brachypodium distachyon (stiff brome) is the source of this 2679-nucleotide messenger RNA. Its product is annotated as two-component response regulator-like PRR95. Gene Ontology annotation, biological process: cytokinin-activated signaling pathway; phosphorelay signal transduction system. NCBI's taxonomy places the organism in Eukaryota, Viridiplantae, Streptophyta, Magnoliopsida, Poales, Poaceae. Bases 161 to 2041 code for a protein of 626 amino acids. Gene Ontology annotation, molecular function: protein binding. The record is from RefSeq and is a predicted model, not a curated record. The transcript is spliced from 8 exons.